Pseudovirgaria hyperparasitica is the source of this 2492-nucleotide messenger RNA. RefSeq lists its product as uncharacterized. The transcript is spliced from 2 exons. Gene Ontology annotation, biological process: vesicle-mediated transport. Gene Ontology annotation, cellular component: endocytic vesicle; cytosol. The record is from RefSeq and is a predicted model, not a curated record. Bases 117 to 2303 code for a protein of 728 amino acids. Gene Ontology annotation, molecular function: guanyl-nucleotide exchange factor activity; small GTPase binding. Lineage: Eukaryota; Fungi; Ascomycota; Dothideomycetes; Acrospermales; Acrospermaceae.
AUAGCAUGUGCGCAUCUGAUGUUGUAUCCUUGCCAGGCUAAAUAUUUCCCGGCAUUGUUGUCCUACCACUUCUAAUCUUCGCGCUUCUCUAAAAACUGUUUUAGUAGAGUCCAAAGAUGCAGAGGUCCACGUCUGAUGACGCCUCUCGAUCGCGACCUCUGCAGACUUCCAAAAGCUUCAGUCGUCUGGAGACCACGUCUGACAGCCCGUUGACACGAAGUCGCGCCAGCACUGUUGGAGCUGAUCCUAUUCCGGAGAUCCUGGCGCACGAGAUAGCUCCUUCGACAGAGUCAGAAGACGAAGCAGCCAAGGUCGACUUUUUUACAACAAAGGAAGAUGACGAGCCUACGAACGAUGGCGAUGAAGCAGAGGAUGCAGUCGUCGAAGGACCCCCGACUUUAGAGCAGCUGCCUAUUGAGAUUCGUAGUAUGUUGGAAAGGUUUCUUGAAUCACUUACGGCCAAAGUGCACCCAACGCCAUUGUCUGUUGAUACCCUCUCAGACAUGUUCCAAGAAUUCUAUACUCGUGCAAGCUCUCAGAUAGGAACGCACAUAGCCGCGCUUGCAUCACGAAUAGGAAGGGAGACACGUUCAAGUUCAGGUGAUGUGAUAGUUGGCUCUCAUCCCAAGAUGACGCGGACUUCAAGUAGCGGAUCCGAGAUGCUGACGCCGUCUGAGGUUACUGAUCGACGAAAAGCACGAAGACAGCUAGAACUGAAAAGAGUAGCAUUAGAAGAGGCUGUUGAACGAGUCGUGUGCAGCAAAUUAUACGAGAAACUGUGGAGACACCGAAGUACUGAUGAUGGAGAAAGAGAUCAGAAGCUUCGAUCUAGGAUCGCAGCAUUAGCGUUGGUGGGGAUAGGAUUGAAAGAGCUUCUCGUGUCUAGCGAAGAUGUGACAACUGAACUACGUGAAACCACGGCUCAAAACGAAGAGAUCAUAAAGGAAUGGCUUGCGGGUGCCAGAAACGGGCUCGCUCGUAUGGAUGAGGAGCAGUACCCGCUUGGCAAGCUACAACAGCUGACCGCUGUUCAUAAAAGCAUCGUCGAGACACUUUCCCGGAUUUUCCCAGCCUCAUCGUCUGCGGAUGAAAUCCUUCCUACCCUCAUAUACACAUUGAUCACCUCACCGCCCGAAUCUGUGAACGUCAUCAGCAAUGUUAAUUUUAUUCAGCGUUUCCGUGCCAAUACUCGCAUGGAUGGAGAAGCUGCAUAUUGUCUAGUCAAUCUGGAGGCUGCUAUAUCAUUUCUUGAGACAGUAGAUCUCUCGUCGCUGCGAGCUGGUGAAUUGCCUUCAGGCCCAGAUAAAGCUAGUAGUCACACCACACCCAGGAGUGAGAGCGGCCCUAUGAACUUGGGGCUGUCACAAGAACCUGAGGCCCCAACAUCGCACACAGAAAUAGCAUCAAAAGGGCAGGUCACGCCAACGCCCCGAGCACAGCGGCGUCUCAGUAAUCUCAUCACUUCCCAAACCACCAAAAUCGAAGCUGCAAGUGACGCUGUACGAGAGAGCAUCAAGUCUAGUGCGGAUCAAGCUCUGGAUACUAUCAACAACACUCUCGAAGAGAGCAUGAAGUUUUUCUUUGGACGAUUGAGAGAGCAACAGAAGAAUAACAGUGCCAUAGGUCCAGAUGAGAACAUCAUUCCGAAGACCUUGGAGGAUGCACGUAAGCUCGUGAGUACGCCACCGCCGGAAGAAGAUGCAGCGAGCACAAACGAGGACGGAAAACCAGACGAGCCACUCUCCCGCCUCGAUAGCAAGCUCUCCGAUAUCUUCGGUGGGAAACGUCCCUUACGAGAACGAAGCGUCGAUAGUACGAAGAGUGGUGGGAGCGGGAAACGAGUUGCUUUCGCAUCCGAGAAGAAUUCAACGGCCAAUACCGCUAGUAUUAUUCAAACUGCAACUGGUACGACUCCGGUAGCGACCGGUAAUGCAGCAGUAGAGUCGAUGCGGACUCUCGGCACAUCUCUGAACCCACUGAAUCGAUUUGCCAACAUCAAUAUGAUACCACGCUUCGGUCGCGGUCCCGCUACAUCAACUCCCUCUGGUGUCACCGCGACUGCGACCGCAACCGGGAUAGGGAAGGACCUCGCUACGAAGUCAGAGACCGUGUCUAUUCCAGACGAUAAGGCUGUGAAAGCAUUGACGGCCUUGGAAGAGCUGAAGAAGACCUCACCACCACUUAAAAAGUACAUGGAAAUGAAAGAUGCGAAAACAGUUCGAAUAGGAGAGGUGGACGAGUUGCUGAAGGAAUAUCAGAGGCUUGCAGCAGCAUUGCGGCAAGCUCUGCAAUCUGGGUUGUGAUUAUAGAAAUUUUUGAACAUUUCCCUUCCAAAUCUAGAUUUGGUCUUAGCCUUGGUUUGCCUCAUCCAUUGCGUAGAUGGUGUUUGGAGUCAUAAAACUCAAAAUUACGCCAAAUAUUGUUGAGAACUAGCACCUGGUCAUGUCUGGUCACUAGAUAGAACUUUGUAUGCCGUACGAUAAUAACGCUUU